AUGGCACUCUCAAAACACUCCUCGAUCGUGAUCAUUGGCGCCGGGACAUUUGGUAUCAGCACAGCUUUCCAUCUGGCGAAGCGUGACUAUACCAACAUUAUAUGCAUUGACCGCCACCCCUGGCCCAGUCCAGACUCAGCAGGCUACGACCUCAACAAGAUUAUCCGUACGGAGUAUGAAGAGGAGCUCUACACCGAACUGGCCCUUGAGGCUUUACGCGCCUGGCGACAGCCCAUGUGGGAUGGUAUCUUCCAUGAGACGGGCAGAAUAACUACGACGAGCGGGGAUCCAGAGGCUGCUAAGAAUUUAAAAGAAUCCUACGAGAAUCUGCAAAGGGCUGGCGCAGCUGCCUCCAUUGAGUUCGUCGAGGGCAAAAAACAGAUCGUGAAGUUCUGCCCUCAGCUGGCAGGCGCAUCAGGUCUGGACGAAUGGAAGGGCCUUUGGAAUAGCGAAGCUGGCUGGGCACACGCACGCAAGGCGUUGGAAAAGAUGGCGUCAGAAUCGGAGAAAAUGGGCGUCAGGUUCGUAUCUGGCCCCGAAGGAACGAUGACUGGACUGGAGCUUGAUGCCACCAACAUGUUGCUUGGAAUAAGGGUCGCAUCGGGAGACAUCAUCAAGGCUGAUCGAUACAUCCUAUCGACCGGAGCAGCAUCUCCGGGAUUAUUGCCCGACAUUUUAUCAACCCAGCUUUGGUCAAAAUGCUGGACUCUUGCUCACAUUGAACUCACUGAUGAAGAAAUUGAGCAAUGGAAAGGCAUCCCAGUCGUCGACAAUAUGGAAUUGGGAUUUACGUUUGAGCCUGAUCCAGAGACCAAACUUAUGAAGAUCUGCAACGCCUUUCCAGGCUAUCAGUGCCGUCAGGGCGAGUACACUGAUCCUGAGACCGGCAAGAAGACCAUCUUCUCCGUGCCACGCUAUGCCAGCGACCACCCCGAGGACGGCAUCCCCGCCGAAGCCGCGGAAGGAAUUGAGCGUUUCAUUGCGGCCGUCAUGCCGCAGUUCUCAGGUCGUCCACUCAUACAAGCUCGCGUUUGCUGGUGUACCGACUCGCCCGAUUCACAUUAUCUCAUUGACCGCCAUCCCCAGCAUCCAAGCCUGCUUUUGGCCACAGGCGACAGUGGCCACGCCUUCAAAAUGCUCCCCAUCAUUGGAAACUACAUUGCGGAUGCGCUGGAAGGGUCUGAGCAAGGCUUGAAAAAGGAGUGGAGAUACGGUGGUCGAAAAGAAGUCAGGAAUGUAACUAGGCCCGGGACCGAGGUGAAGGACCUUAGAAGUGUUCUAGGCAUCCAAGACGUAGGCGAUAUGUCGAAGUUGUAA
Molecule: messenger RNA, 1317 nt
Organism: Talaromyces atroroseus
Lineage: Eukaryota; Fungi; Ascomycota; Eurotiomycetes; Eurotiales; Trichocomaceae
Exons: 4
Coding region: 1-1317 (438 amino acids)
Molecular function (GO): saccharopine oxidase activity; sarcosine oxidase activity; flavin adenine dinucleotide binding
Source: RefSeq, a predicted model, not a curated record